AUGGUUGCAAUUUUUUUGUUUGUGAUGUGCUUACUAGUUUAUAGUACAGAAGCACAAGUUCAAUACAAGGUUUUUAAUGUGAAUGAUUAUGGUGCAAAUGCUGAUGGCAAUACUGACAAUAGUGUGAUAAAGGCAUUUUUGAAAGCAUGGAGUGAUGCAUGUAGAUGGCAAGGAAAGUCAACUAUUUUGAUUCCACAAGGAACAUAUAUGCUUAAAGAAGUUAUAUUUAGUGGUCCAUGCAAUGCUUGGAUGAACUUUAAAAUAGAAGGAACAUUGAAGGCUCCAAGUGAUCCAUAUUCAUUUAAGACUGAGAAUUGGAUAAAUUUUAGAUAUAUUAACAAAUUGAAUGUUGGUGGAGGUGGCACAUUGGAUGGUCAAGGAUCUUCUGCUUGGGAAACUAAUGAUUGCACUAAGAAUCCAAAUUGUCGCCCUCUACCUACUACAAUGAAAUUUGACUUCAUCACAAAUGGUAAUAUCCAUCACUUGCGCUCUAUAAACAGCAAACAAAGCCAUUUUGUGGUAUUUGGAUGUGACCAGAUGACAUUUACAAAACUAAGAAUAAUAGCUCCUGAUGAGAGCCCUAACACAGAUGGUAUCAAAAUAGGGAAGUCAAAAGGAAUAAAUAUCACAAGUGUGACCAUCGGAACCGGUGAUGAUUGCAUAGCUAUGCUCGCCGGUACGAGGAAUGUUUUGAUUUCAGAUGUUUUUUGUGGUCCUGGUCAUGGAAUUAGUGUUGGAAGUCUUGGUAAAAAUGAGGGUGAAGAAGAUGUUGAUAACAUAGUUGUGAAGAAUUGUACUAUUAGUGGCACAAAUAAUGGUGUUAGAAUUAAAUCAUGGGCUGUUCAAUUGAAGAAAACCUUGAUGGCUUCUAAUUUUCUCUAUGAAGAUAUUGUGAUGGAUAAUGUGCAAUUUCCUAUUAUCAUUGAUCAAGAUUAUUGUCCACAUUCUUCAUGUCAGGAGGAUUCAAGUGUACAAUCAAGUGUACAAAUAAGCAAUGUGGCUUACAAAAAUAUUAGAGGAAGUGGAAAUUCAGAAGUUGCAGCAAGUUUCAAAUGCAGUCAAAAUAAACCAUGCCAAGGCAUUACAAUGGAUAAUAUUAAUUUGUGGCCUUAUGCUAGUGAUAGUGGAAGUCUAAGCAAUGUGUGUUUAAAUGUUAAUGGUGCUUCUUAUGGCCAACAUAAUCCACCUUCUUGCAUAUAGUGCACCUAUUUCAUUUAGGAUU
Molecule: messenger RNA, 1222 nt
Organism: Trifolium pratense (red clover)
Lineage: Eukaryota; Viridiplantae; Streptophyta; Magnoliopsida; Fabales; Fabaceae
Product: exopolygalacturonase-like
Exons: 4
Coding region: 1-1200 (399 amino acids)
Biological process (GO): carbohydrate metabolic process
Molecular function (GO): polygalacturonase activity
Source: RefSeq, a predicted model, not a curated record